Messenger RNA from Chinchilla lanigera (long-tailed chinchilla), 951 nucleotides. Its product is annotated as olfactory receptor 7G2-like. Gene Ontology annotation, biological process: G protein-coupled receptor signaling pathway. Gene Ontology annotation, cellular component: membrane. Gene Ontology annotation, molecular function: olfactory receptor activity; G protein-coupled receptor activity. The transcript has a single exon. NCBI's taxonomy places the organism in Eukaryota, Metazoa, Chordata, Mammalia, Rodentia, Chinchillidae. The record is from RefSeq and is a predicted model, not a curated record. Bases 4 to 951 code for a protein of 315 amino acids.
AGUAUGGAACCCAUAAACAAAACAGUUGCUUCAGAAUUCCUUCUCCUGGGACUGACAGAUGAUCCAGAGCUGCAGCCCCUCAUCUUCAGCCUGUUCUUGUCCAUGUACUUGGUCACCAUCCUGGGAAACCUACUCAUCAUCCUGGUUGUCAGCUCUGACUCCCACCUCCACACCCCCAUGUACUUCUUCCUCUCCAACCUGUCCUUCACUGACAUCUGUACAAGCACCACCACGAUCCCAAAGGUGCUGGUGAACAUCCAAACACAGGACCAUAGCAUCACUUACACAGGCUGCCUCUCUCAGAUCUGCUUUGUCUUGAUUUUUGGUGGAUUAGAAAGUUGUCUCCUUGCAGUCAUGGCCUACGACCGCUAUGUGGCCAUUUGCCACCCACUGAGGUACACGGUCAUCAUGAACCCUCAACUCUGUGUCCUGCUGGUUCUACUCUCCAUGCUUAUUACUACUGUGAAUGCCCUAAUCCACAGUCUGACGGUGCUGCGGUUGUCCUUCUGCACAGACCUUGAAAUCCCCCACUUCUUCUGUGAACUUGUUCAGGUCAUCAAACUCUCCUGCUCUGAUACCUUCAUCAAUAGCCUUCUGAUAUAUUCAGUGACUAGCCUAUUUGCGGGUGUUCCUCUCUCUGGGAUUAUUUUUUCUUAUACUCAAAUUGUCUCCUCUAUUGUGCGGAUUCCAUCAGGAGAUGGAAGGUACAAAGCAUAUUCCACCUGUGGGUCUCACCUUUCAGUGGUGUUCUUGUUCUAUGGGACAGCUUUUGGAGUUUACAUGAGUUCUGCAGUCAGCGACUCUCCUAUUAAGAAUAUAGUGGCUUCAAUGAUGUAUAUUGUGAUCCCUCAAAUGCUGAACCCUUUUAUCUACAGUUUGAGAAACAGGGAAAUACAGGGAGCUUUGAGGCAUCUGUUUGGUAGGAAACCUUUUCUUGGAUUGUGUUCUUGA